CAAUGGAUUGCUGCCGAAACGCGCAUCGUCUCCUUUUUGCGUGCACGCUUGGGCUCCCCCGCGCCAUCUCGAACUUCUCCUCGAAACCGAUCUUGCCCACGAUGAUUUCUGGCUAGAGCGAGCGCCUUGUGUAUUUUCCUAAGCCUCGCGAUCCAACGGCUGUCCCUCCGGCGGCUGGUGGCUUGAGGACACCCCGUCCCAACUGGCCUCGCCUCGUGGCCCCUGUAUCGGCCUUUACACACGUCGAGGCUGCCUCUGCCACGGCUUUCUCUGGACGAUCCCGGGCUGCCGUCGAUCGACUUUCUCACUAGCACUUACCCUAUCACUCUUUUCCCCCCGAACACCCCCGGUCCGCCACCGUCCGACCCCCAUCGUGCACUCGACUGGUCGACCCUACACGCCCGGACCGACGGAACCUUGGGAACCCAUGACGCCGCCGAGUCCAGCUCCAGCUCCAGCUUUACGCUUGCUUCCAUACCAUAAUGCCGUCCCACGCAAAUCAUAGGUACGAUGCCGUGCCGCCCAUACCGAGCUACGACGAGGCAAUAGCUGCCGAUCCCGCCGCCUCGCCGUCCGAGUUCGAGUCCCGAUCCCUCCUGCACAGGCACCAGCGCAGCAGCUCGACGGCAACCGACCCCGAUGCCGGCGCCUCCUCCCCGGUGCGCUCGCGCCGCCACAACAACACCAACUACCGCGCCCCAACUGUAGAAACAGACGACGAGGACAGCCUAUGGAGCUCCGACUCGAACGCCGAGGCCGCGCACGUGCGGCGGGAGAUGCAGGAGCUGGAGAUGGGCGACGACGACGACGCUCUGCGCCGGGGCCGCCCGUCCAUCUUCGGCAAGCGCAUCGGCUUCUCGCUGCCGCAAUGGCGGUGGAAGUGGUCUUGGCAGAUGCCCCGGAUGCGCAUACGGCUGCCCAACGCCACGGAAUCGAGCUCCGCGGCCAGUCCCAGCUCGUCCGGUGAAGGCGGCGGCGCGUCGCCGACGACCGGCGACGAGGCCGCCCAGCAGCCCGAGCGGUCGCGCUGGUGGUCCCGCCUGCCCGCCUUCGACGCCACGGCCGCGUGCAUCCUGUUCGGUCGCCUGAUGGCCAUAUUCCUCGUCGUGGGGUUCCUAUGGUUCAUCUUCAUGAGCGACACCAUGAGGGGCAUGCGGCGCGAGCCCUUCGACCCGGAGCACGUCCGCCUGCAUCUCCAAAGCAACGUCGACCCGCGGAUUAUCCGCGAGCACCUGAAGCACUUUACGAGUUAUGCGCACCUCGCCGGCAGCGAGGGCGACUUUGCGAUCGCGACCGACGUCAAGAAGAUGUUCGAGAAGUACGGCCUCGAGGACGUGGCCGUGGACGACUACAACGCCUACAUCAACUACCCCAAGGAGGGCGGCCGGGCGGUCGAGGUCGUCAGCGGCGACGGCAAGGUGGAGUGGGCGGCAAAGAUAGAGGAGGAGGAGACGGGCCGAGAGACGGCAGGCCGACAGACGUAUGCGUUCCAUGCGCACUCCAAGGCGGGAGAUGUCAAGGGCCCCCUAAUAUACGCCAACUACGGCACCAGGGAGGACUUCAAGAGGCUGUACGACAGCGGAAUCGAUGCCAAGGGAGCCAUCGCCCUGGUGAGGCAAUACGGACCUCAGGAGGACGUGGGCCUCAAGGUCAAGGCGGCAGAGCUGGCAGGUUUCGUCGGAUGCAUAGUCUACAGCGAUCCCGCCGACGAUGGCUUCCGCUUGGGGAAGCCCAUGCCCGAAGGCAGGUACAUGCCGGAAGACGGCGUCCAGCGCGGCUCCGUCUCGCUCUCCAGCUGGCUCAUCGGCGACCCCCUGACGCCCGGCUGGGAGAGCACCAAGAACAGGCCGACCCGCCUGCAGCCCCACCAAUCUCACGGCCUGGUCAAGAUCCCCAGCAUACCGCUGGCGUGGCGCGAUGCCAAGGAGCUUCUGCGGAGGCUCAAGGGCCACGGCCAGAAGGCUCCUGAGGAAUGGGUCGGCGGGGUUCCUGACGUGGACGAGUGGUGGAUCGGAGACAAAUCCUCGCCCCUCGUGCACCUCAAGAACGAGCAGGACGAAGUGGUCAAGAAGGAGAUGUGGAACGUGUACGGACGCAUCAUAGGAUACGAGCAGAAGACCAAGUCGAUCGUGAUCGGUAACCGGCGCGACUCCUUGGCAUUCGGCGCCGCCAGCCCGCACUCGGGGACGGCCAUCAUGAUGGAGAUGGCCCGCCUUUUCGGGAAAUUGCGGGCGAUGGGCUGGAUCCCAUCACGCACCAUCGAGUUCAUGAGCUGGGACGGCGGCGCCUACAACUCGCUGGGCUCCAGCGAGUUCGUCGAGAAGAACAUCGAGGCAGUGCGCGACAACGCCAUGGCCUACAUCAACCUCGACGAGGCCAUAACGGGCGACACGUUCCGGGCCGCGGGCUCGCCCGUGUUCCGGCGGCUGCUCCUGCAGGUCAUGCACCGCGUCGGCGACGGCAACCAGAACGCGACGCUGCGCGAGCUCUGGGACCGCCGCGGCGACAAGCUCGAGGGCCUCGGGUCCGCGUCCGACUACAACGCCUUCCAGCACAUGGCGGGCACGUCGUCGCUCGACAUCGGCUUCGGCGGCUCCUCGCGCGAGGCCGGCCGGCGCCCGCGCGAGUCGAGCUACGACAGCUUCGACUGGAUGGACCGCUUCGGCGACCCGGGCUUCGGCUACCACCAGCUCCUGGGCCAGGUCGUGGCGCUGCUCCUGGUGGAGCUGGCCGACCGGCCCAUCCUGCCCUUCGACAUGGAGGCGUUUGCGACCUCGCUCACGGCUUGGGCCGACGAAUUCAUCGCUUGGGCCGAGGGCAAGGGCGCGGGCCAGCCCCACGACGGGCACGCGCCGCUCGACCCGCUGCGCAUCCGCGAGGCCGCCAACGUGGUCGCCGAGGGCGCCCGCAAGUUCGCGCAGUGGGAGAUGGCCUGGGAGAACACGGUGCUCGCGUCGGGCUCGUACGAGACCCUCAUGCUCGGCCGCCAGCGGACAGAGUACAACUCGCGCCUGGCAAUGCUCGACACGAACCUGCUGGACAUGGAUGAUACAGGAGGGGUCCCAAAUCGCACUCAGUUCAAACACGUCGUCUACGGACCCAAACUAUGGGCCAGCCACGAGCCUGGGUAUUUCCCCGCAGUCCGCGACGCCAUCGAGAUUGGCGACUGGCCCCUGGCGAACCAGAUGAUGGACAAGGCCGUAAAAAUCAUGAAAAAGGCCGCCGGGAGUCUAAUGACGCGGUGACGUAACUAGCAUGUUCUGUGUUUCCUUUUCUUGGCCGGUACGACGUUUGCCCGUUUCUUGUCUUUUCUUUUUGCAUGUACAGUUACAAUUGCAUCAAGCUUCCUUUGUUUUGUUCCCUUGAAGCAUAUAUCAAUAUACGGCCGCCCGUCUGGUCCUGUCUUUUUUUUUCUAUGUCGAGACGCUUUUUUUUACAUUGGGUUGAACACACUGUCGUCGCGAGUUGGUUCUCGGUGUAUUCUGGGAGAUCAGAGACAGGGACGGAGGAGGCUUUGCGAUACUUCACUAUGCUUUUUAUCCCCUGCGGCAUAGGGCAUGGCGUUGUCUGCUGUUUUAUAGCUUCAUACGGUGGACGUUGAGAAUAAACACAUUUGAGAGGUCAGCGAAGCCUCUCGUGGGUGUGACUCGUCUUUCUCGACUAAACACAGUCUCUUGACAUUUGUGUCACAAGCCAACGU
Molecule: messenger RNA, 3700 nt
Organism: Gaeumannomyces tritici R3-111a-1
Lineage: Eukaryota; Fungi; Ascomycota; Sordariomycetes; Magnaporthales; Magnaporthaceae
Product: glutamate carboxypeptidase 2
Exons: 2
Coding region: 483-3245 (920 amino acids)
Molecular function (GO): carboxypeptidase activity
Source: RefSeq, a predicted model, not a curated record